CAGGAGCCGGGUGGGGUGGAGCGAGGCGUGAGCUCCUCGCGGCAGCGCUCCCGGGUCUCGAUUCACAACGGAGGCUGUCGGCUGCAGACUGUUGCCAUCACUACAUUACUUGCAACAUGCAGCUGCGCUUAGUUGUUGAAAACACUGAAGAAAACAUCAUUAGCAGCAACAUCCUUCCAAGCUUUAGGAUAUACCUGAAAAUCCCGGCGGCACUGCUAGGCCCUUGUGUGUAGGAAGAGCACUGCUUCCAGCCUUCAGAAUGUCCAACUCAAACGCAAAGUUCCGUCAUCGCCGAGGUGCUCAGGAAGCUGGCAGGCGGGAGCUCAUUUCUAGAUCUUUGCAGAGUGCUCAGCAUUGCUUGGAGGACCAGGAUUAUGGAACUGCAUAUGCUCACUAUCUCCUGGUACUAAAUCUAGCUCCCGAGCUGAAAACCAGUGUGAAAGAAACGUUCCAAUUUACUCUCUUUAAAUGGGCAGAAGAGCUGGAUUCUCUAGCACGAAUUCAAGAUCUAUUUAACUGUUAUGAACAGGCACUUGAGCUGUAUCCAAAUGAUGAAGUGAUAUGUAACAGUAUGGGAGAACAUCUUUUCAGAAUGGGCUUUAGAGAUGAAGCAGCUGGAUAUUUUCACAAAGCAGUGAAGCUUAACCCAGAUUUUGCUGAUGCAAAGGAGAAUUUCUACCGUGUUGCAAACUGGCUUGUGGAACGUUGGCACUUCAUCAUGCUUAAUGAUGCCAAGAGGAAUCUUACUUAUCUAAAAGCAAUAGAGAAUGCUGUCUGCUCAGGGUGCAAGUCUGUCCUUGAUAUUGGAACAGGAACAGGAAUACUAAGUAUGUUUGCAAAGAAGGCAGGAGCAUCUUCUGUCUUUGCCUGUGAAUUGUCAAAAACCAUGUAUGAACUUGCCUGUGAUGUGGUGGCAGCAAAUAACAUGGACAGAGAAAUCAAGCUUCUACAUUUGAAGUCACUUGAUAUAGAAAUUCCAAAGCACAUACCGGAAAGAGUUUCCUUAGUUGUCACAGAAACCGUUGAUGCUGGUUUAUUUGGUGAAGGGAUUGUGGAGAGCUUGAUACAUGCUUGGGAACAUCUACUUUUACAGCCAAAGCCAAAAAAUCAAGAUGUCAAUGCUAAAGACUACGGGCAAGUUAUUCCUGCAAGAGCAACAGUAUUUGGAAUGGCAGUGGAAUGCAAAGAGAUACGUAGACAUCACAGAGUGGGAGCACAAGAAGUUGCUGGUGUACACUUGUCACAUUCUGUGAAGUUCUUUAGUCCAACGUAUGCUUUUGCUGGUUCAGAGGAAACUGUUGAACCUUACACCACUGAAAAGCUCAGUCGAAUUCCUGGAGGUUAUGUACCUUUGACAGAACCCUUUCAAAUAAUGACAGUGGAUUUCAACAAUCUGCAGGAGCUGAAGAGCCUUGCACACAGAAAGUCCUGGAAGCUUAGCCAGCCAGUCACUGAAGGAGGAAUGCUAGAUGCUAUUGUGGUAUGGUUUGUACUGCAGCUUGAUGAUGAGCACACUCUAUCAACAAGUCCCAGUGAAGAAACUUGCUGGGAGCAGGCAGUCUAUCCUGUGCAAGGCCUCUCUGAUUAUUCUGUGAAGGCUGGAGAUACUGUGAUGAUGGAAGUUUGCUGCCAUGACUGCUACCUCAAGAUGCAGAAGAUUUCUUUUUUAACUUCAGAGUGUGGGAUGGACUGCAGUGACAGAGAUGACACACUGAGUUUGGGCAAUGAGGCUGAAUUAUGUAAUGCUCUGGCUAGUCUUCAGACAACUAGCAAACAGGAUGGCAAAGGUCAAGUAUGUGUGUUGGAAUCCACAGAAAUAGCCCUGCUGAACAAUGUACCGUACCACGAAUGCUUCAGAGCUGCCAUGGGCAAGGUUCUGUCAUCAUUAAAUCCAAGUAAGGACUUGGAGUCCAUGGAUAUUGACAGAUGUGGCAGUGGGGUGAACCUCCAAGAAAGCCAGAACAAGAGCUCUUUAGAUGUGGUUCCUGAUCCUUUGUACGUACUAGAUGUAUCUGAAGGCUUCUCCAUCCUACCAAUUAUAGCUGGCAAACUUGGGCCAGUUAAAGCCUACAGCUCUAUUGAGAAAGAACAGCAUCAGGCAGUCCUUAAUGUAAUUUCAGAAGCUAAUAAUUUCCCUAAGGAAACUGUAGAAUUUUGGCUCAGCCAUUUAGAAGAUGAAAAUGUGGUGCUACAGAGACCCAAAUCCGAUAAAUUAUGGAGUAUUAUUAUUUUGGAUGUUAUAGAGACAUCUGGUUUAAUCCAGCAGGAGGUGAUGGAAAAGGCUGCAAUAUCCAGAUGUUUACUUCAGAGUGGAGGAAAGAUAUUUCCACAGUAUGUGUUGGUAUAUGGGAUGCUUGUAGAAUCACAGUCUUUGUUACUGGAGAGUGCUGUUCAAGGAACAGAACCAACUCUUGGGUUUAAUAUAGCUCCUUUUAUCAACCAGUUCAAGGUACCUGUUCGUGUUUAUUUGGAUCUCUCUACAUUACCAUGUGUACCUUUGAGUAAGCCAGCAGAACUAUUAAGGCUAGACCUCAUGAAUCCUCUGUUAAACAGUGCAAGCAGAGAGGUGAAGGUACAGAUUUGUAAGUCUGGCCAAGUCACUGCAAUUCCCUUCUGGUAUCACAUACAUCUAGAUGAAGAGCAUAGUUUGAAUACAUCUGAUGAGUUCUCGCACUGGAAACAAGCUGCAGUUGUUCUUGAUGAGCCACUCCAGGUUCAGGUCGGAGAUGAACUUGUGCUUGAUGUUCAGCACCAUAAAAGCAAUAUUAGCAUUACAGUUAAACAGUGAAGAACAUCCAGUGUAAACUAUACAUGCACCAACUGUUCGUAACAUCACUGAUACUAAUUUAUAUUAAAGUCUAAUUUUUAUGUUCAAAAA
Phasianus colchicus (ring-necked pheasant) is the source of this 2878-nucleotide messenger RNA. It is a transcript of the gene PRMT9, whose product is annotated as protein arginine methyltransferase 9. Gene Ontology annotation, cellular component: nucleus. Gene Ontology annotation, molecular function: protein binding; histone methyltransferase activity; protein-arginine N-methyltransferase activity. Gene Ontology annotation, biological process: chromatin remodeling; peptidyl-arginine methylation, to asymmetrical-dimethyl arginine. The record is from RefSeq and is a predicted model, not a curated record. NCBI's taxonomy places the organism in Eukaryota, Metazoa, Chordata, Aves, Galliformes, Phasianidae.